Messenger RNA from Echinococcus granulosus, 1554 nucleotides. RefSeq lists its product as hypothetical. The coding region runs from base 1 to 1554 and encodes 517 amino acids. NCBI's taxonomy places the organism in Eukaryota, Metazoa, Platyhelminthes, Cestoda, Cyclophyllidea, Taeniidae. The transcript is spliced from 7 exons. The record is from RefSeq and is a predicted model, not a curated record. Gene Ontology annotation, cellular component: membrane.
AUGCAUCGUUAUGUCCUUCACUCUCUACAUGGGAUUACACUCGCUCCUGGAGCCAGCGAGGCCAUACUACGUUUGUCUUUGCGCAAAUCCUUCACUCAAAACCAAAUUGACGUUGGGUAUCCGGGUAGCUAUGCCAACGAGGUCUUCAAAAUCGCCCGAUCUCAGCAAAACAAUGAGACUGUCUUCGAUAUCACCAAGUACAUUCUUUCACUAGAGGAAGAAAAAGAAAUAACAACCCGUGUUCUUUUACCCCUACCUAACGUUAUUCUUACCACCCUCCAUUACUGUCUCCCCCUCUUCCUCGUCCUUCAAUUUGCAACCUUCUUGGCAAUUUCGGUUGCAAUGCAAGGGGAUGAUUACUGGUUGAGAGGUUGGGUGAUUCGUGACGUGAGUUUGAAACGUGAGUGGAUCAACAGAAGCAGUCUAGCGCAGACGCCUCUCUUUCGAUUUGUCCCCAUUAUGAGGGAACACGUGAGUCUGCGAAGUCAUCUUUGGUACACGUGGAGUCUAAUGGUCCUUAUCUACCUUCCACUUGCAAUUAUUCACGCAAUUUUUGUACUGGAACAAAAGAAUGAGGGACCAUCAAUAACUGAAUUUGCCACAACGAAGACUGAAGAGAGAAAAUUAUCCCUCGAGUCUACACAAGGCGAUGUGAUACCGGACUUAGAGGACCUCACCAAGGAGAUGAAAACAACUGACCAACCACCUUUAAAGAAGAACAAAUACGACAACAAAGGGGAAGGAGGUGAUGAUAAUACAACUCAGAUUAAGCCAAUUCAAAAGAAGAGAAAAAAUCUUCAACAUAAAUACAAAGUUCAACGACCCUUACAGGCGCUGACUCUCCUUCUUCUAGUUGUCUCUAUCACGCUAAUGAGUUAUUCACUAUACGUUACUUUUCGUUACUCAACCUACUACGCAAUGGAAUCAGUGUGGAGGGAUUUGAUCACAUCAUGGAUAUCUUCCACCAUGAAUGAGUAUUACAUCGGCUACCCUAAUCAGACUGAUUCGGAAACCACCGAUCAACGCGCGAAGUUGAACAGUCUGGACGAAAUGCAUAUGACCCUCGGUUGUUGUGGAGCUAGCGGUUACCAGGACUGGCAAAACGUGACAAAGACCAUUCCAUUAGAUGAAUUUAGGUAUCUUGCCUAUCCACCAGCGAAAAAUACCUCUACAAGUGUUGUGCCCUACUCUUGUUGCAAGUGGAUGGAGCAGUCGCUGUUUGACAUCUGCGAUCACACCAGUGGUGACACAAAUUCCAUUUAUACCGAGGGCUGCACGGAGCGUCUGGUCUACCUUAUAAUCUACAAGUGGCUUCAAAUACACUUUUGGUCACUUAUUGCUGUCAACUGUCUCAUGAUUCCACAAGUACUGCUGUACCUGGGAGCCUUCCAGCCCAUUGCCUUUUAUGAGCAGUUUAGGUCCAUAGGAAAGAAAACCAAGGCACAGAAGGAACUGGCAAUGAGAGUGGCUCAUCAAAAGAAAAAGAAGAAGGCAAAAGCAUCGCAGGACAGUCCUAAGGAAAUUCACUUCCCGAAACAUCAAAACCGUGGGUAA